This is a messenger RNA of Lachnellula hyalina, 762 nucleotides long. RefSeq names its product Ras-related protein (gene RABB1B). Gene Ontology annotation, molecular function: GTP binding; GTPase activity. Gene Ontology annotation, cellular component: endosome. The record is from RefSeq and is a predicted model, not a curated record. The transcript is spliced from 2 exons. Gene Ontology annotation, biological process: regulation of endocytosis. NCBI's taxonomy places the organism in Eukaryota, Fungi, Ascomycota, Leotiomycetes, Helotiales, Lachnaceae. Bases 1 to 762 code for a protein of 253 amino acids.
AUGUCGUCUUGGGACUUUAUCGCAAAACUAGUUGCUAUUGGGGACAGCGCAACUGGGAAAUCUUCGUUGACUAUCCGCCUUUGCGAAGGAAGAUUUAGUCCUCAUCACGAUGUCACGAUAGGAGUGGAGUUUGGAAGUCGGAUCGUGCCAGUUGGGCCUCCAAAUACUCAACCACCAAAAUCAAAGCCAGGGGUUUCAAGAGACCCAUCGUUAGUAAAUAUUUCCGAAGGACUGCCAGAGCCUCGACGUGCAGAACCACAAGUGGAACAGAGGCAUAUGAAACUGAGUUUAUGGGAUACCGCCGGACAGGAGACAUACAAGAGUGUGACACGGAGUUACUUUCGUGGCGCUUCUGGAGCACUGCUAGUAUUCGAUAUUUCAAGGAGGCAAACAUUCAACCAUGUGCAAGACUGGCUGAAUGACCUGAGACAGAUUGCGGAACCAGAUAUCGUAGUCGUUCUAGUUGGGAACAAGAGUGAUCUGGCAGCAGGAGAUGAGAACAAGAGAGAAGUCACAAAGGAAGAAGCGGAGGAAUGGGCCAAGAAGAAUGGGGUGCUGGAGUACGUUGAGACGAGCGCUAAAAGUGGUGAAGGAGUAGAGAUGGCGUUCGGACGGGUGGCGGAGAGGAUAUAUCAGAACAUCGAAGCUGGCAAAUACGACUUGAAUGAUAGGAGGUCGGGAGUCAAGGGUCCAGGUGCUAUAGCAAACAGAGGCAAUGUCAAACUGGGUGCUCCCGCGAAGGCUGGUUAUGGCUGCUGUUAA